Octopus sinensis (East Asian common octopus) is the source of this 2239-nucleotide messenger RNA. Its product is annotated as zinc finger protein OZF-like. The coding region runs from base 852 to 1868 and encodes 338 amino acids. The record is from RefSeq and is a predicted model, not a curated record. Gene Ontology annotation, biological process: regulation of transcription by RNA polymerase II; central nervous system development. Gene Ontology annotation, cellular component: nucleus. Gene Ontology annotation, molecular function: DNA-binding transcription factor activity, RNA polymerase II-specific; RNA polymerase II cis-regulatory region sequence-specific DNA binding. The transcript has 2 exons. Lineage: Eukaryota; Metazoa; Mollusca; Cephalopoda; Octopoda; Octopodidae.
GCGUGCUAACGUGUCUGCCAGCUCGCCGCCCAUCGAUCGUAAUGCAGUGUGCUAUAUCAAUUUCUGUAGGUUUUAACGUUAAAACAAAAAAAUAUUAUUAUAAAUGUGCACAAGCAUGUAUUUCAAAAGCAAUAGGGAAAACAACAAUUUUAAUCCCUAGCCUCGUCGUGACGAGAUACGAAUCCACGGCUAAAAAUAGUAGAGCUUAUGGUCGUUAAUUACUUUGUUAACAUCUAUGGAAGUCCAAGUGCGCUGAAGAGGUGAAUCGCCCUAACUCACUGCUUAUCUAUGGAAACGGUAAGCUGACAAAGAUACAUCAUCAAUAUUUUCCAUUUACAAAGACUAAAAGAAGCUGUUGUACAGAACAGAUGUAAACAUGGAGAAAUUCAACUGUUUGCAGCUUCAUCAGGUAUUGACAACGAUAAAAGUUUGUUGAAGUUUCAGAGAGUAUAUGUUUGUAGAAAGAAAAUAUCCAAAGGAAAAGAAGAAAAAACAUCUGUAUAUUUUGACUUGACUUGACUUGAGACAGCAUUCACCCGGGGUGGGUUGAGCUGGCUUCAUUCAUCCUCAAUGCUGCAUCUCUCACAAACGCCGACCAGACCUGGCGAUUUGAAGCUAACGACCGCGUGAUUUCCAACCACUCCUUAUUCCAUUGGCGAAUGCCGUAGACAUGGGGGUCUAGGUUGGGUUCCAGAUCAGCCUUGACUGUCAUCAGCCAGGUUAUUCGUUGUCCACCACAUCGCUUUCACCAACCCUGAAGGGGAGCUGGGGCAAUUGCUUCGUAGAUGAAUUCUCCUGGUUGACGACGGAGGGCAAAUAUUCCUCAUGUAUAUUUUGGUGAGCAUAGAAGUAUGGAAAACAAGCUGAAUUAUAAAACAAAACGUAAAAAGGCUGAUUUUUCUGAAACGGCUCAUAUCAGCAGACAUAAAUAUACUCAAACAGGUUAUCAUUCAUACGACGACGUCUCUGGUAAAUUAUUCCCUCAAAAGAUUAUGGCAGAUCAAAAAUGCAGUUAUAUGAAAAAGAAGCCAUACCAAUGUAAUAUCUGUGGUAAGGCUUUCUCUGAGCGUAGUGACGUAUGUAAACACAAACGUACUCAUACAGGUGAGAAACCACAUCGCUGUGAUGUCUGUGGUAAAUCAUUCUCUGAAAGUGGUAAUUUAAGUAGACACAAACGCAUUCAUACAGGUGAGAAGCCAUAUCGCUGUGAUGUUUGUGGUACCUCUUUUACUUUAAAUGGUCAUUUAACUCGUCACAAACUCACUCACACAGGUGAGAAACCAUAUCGGUGUGAUACCUGUGGUGAAUCUUUCUCUCGAAGUGUUCAUUUAACUAAACACGAACGUAUUCAUACAGGUGAAAAGCCAUAUUGCUGUGUUACCUGUGGUAAAUCAUUCUCUCGGAAUGAAUACUUAAUUAAGCAUAAACGCACUCAUACAGGAGAGAAGCCAUACCAUUGUGAUACCUGUGGUAAGUCAUAUUCUGAUCAUAGUUCCUUAAUUACUCACUCACGUAUACAUACAGGUGUGAAACCAUUUCGCUGUGAUGUCUGUGGGAAAUCUUUUGCUCUAAAUAAUUAUUUAACUAACCAUAAACGUACUCAUACGGGAGAGAAGCCAUACAUUUGUGACAUCUGUGGUAAAUCAUUUUCUCAGAGAAGUUCCUUAAAUAACCACUUGAAUAUUCAUGCAAGAGGGAAACCAUUCUGCUGUGAUGUCUGCGGAAAAUCUUUUACUUUAAAUAGUUAUUUAACCAGUCAUAAACGCAUACAUUCAGAAGAGAAGCGAUAUAGUUGUGACUUGUGUAGUAAAUCAUUUUCUCAAAACAGUACCUUAUUUAACCACUUACGUAUUCAUGCAAAGAAGUAACCAUAUCACUAACAAGUCUUACCCUGAAAUAAAUCUCUAUAUAUAUAAACAGCAAAUUAUCCGUGUGUGUGUCCUUUAUACAAAUCCACAAUUUUUCAGUUAGAGGGCUCGCACUUUCUAUGGUCGUUCAAAACUGUCCAGGAGUGGUCGUGCACAUCUUUACAUUUCCCAAGUCACCCCGCAAAGCCAUUAAAAAAUCAAUAGAAGUGACUUCUAUGCAGCCAUAGAAAACACUGCCAAAUUAGACUAGAGCCUGGCGCAGCCUUCCAGCAUGCCAGCCCAGUCAAACUGUCCAACCCAUACCAGCAUGGAAAGGGGACGUUGAUGAUGAUGAUUGUUAAUUUAUGAAUUCAAUUUAAUGUGAAAUGUAA